Panicum virgatum (switchgrass) is the source of this 1005-nucleotide messenger RNA. RefSeq lists its product as uncharacterized. The transcript is spliced from 4 exons. Gene Ontology annotation, molecular function: DNA binding. Bases 1 to 996 code for a protein of 331 amino acids. Lineage: Eukaryota; Viridiplantae; Streptophyta; Magnoliopsida; Poales; Poaceae. The record is from RefSeq and is a predicted model, not a curated record.
AUGUCAGACACAAAUAUAUUUGCUGAAAAUGCUGCCAUUGAAAAAACAAUUCCUUUGGACUCUAAGGGAGAACAGAAUAAAGCAAUCACAUCACUGAAGAAGGACAAGUCAAACAAGAAAACAUAUACUGGUUGGGGUUCUGAAGAGUUAAUGCGACUCUUGUCAAGUUCUGGAAAGGACACGUCAAAAUCUCUUGAUGAAGAUGAAAUUGUUGGAGUUAUCAUGGCGUACAUCAAAAAGAAGAAUUUGUUCAAGAAUAAUAAGAAAAAGUCUUUCUUGUGUGAUGAAAAGUUGCACCUUUUGUUUGGGAGAAGAAAAGUGGGUUGCAAAAGUAUCCGUAAGUUUCUAGCAGUUCAUCUAGCUGCAAAUUCUGUUUCAGAGGAUGAAAUUUUUUAUGGUUCCAAAGAUGAUGAUGUUCCAAUUAUGAAAAAGAAACCUCGUGUUGAUGGUUCUGAAGAUGAUGAUGAUGAUGGUCUUAUUAUGAAAAAGAAACCUCGAAAUAGUAUAGACUUGAAGAUUGUUAAGAGGUUUUCAGAAAGAAACAAGAGAUGUUUUGCUUCUCUUAAUGAGAAUAACAUAAAGCUUAUUUAUCUGAGAAGAUAUGUAGUUAUCGAUCUCUUGAAUCAUCCAGACACAUUUGAUCAGAAAGUUGUUGGAUGUUUUGUCAGAGUCAAGAAUGCCCCCAUAGUUCACAAGUACGAAAUGCCUAAAAAUCCAUACCAGCUUGGGCUGGUGACAGGCAUCAAGAAAUCUUCAGAAGAAUACAAGAUGAAAGACACAUGUACCAAUAUUCUCUUAUGUGUUACUGGUUUAUGGGAUGAUGUCAAGAUCUCAAUGCUCUCCGAUGAGGACUUUACGCAGGAGGAAUGUAAUGAUCUUGUUUCUUCAGUGAAAAAUGGACUUCUGGAAAAGCCUACAAUUGCUGCACUGGAAGAGAAGGUGGCAACUGUACAUAAGGACAUAGUAAAUCAUGUAAGUGCACUCAGAAAUCAAUAGAUGCCAUUA